Molecule: messenger RNA, 975 nt
Organism: Botrytis byssoidea
Lineage: Eukaryota; Fungi; Ascomycota; Leotiomycetes; Helotiales; Sclerotiniaceae
Exons: 1
Coding region: 1-975 (324 amino acids)
Source: RefSeq, a predicted model, not a curated record
AUGACCAUCACCUAUCGCAACGGCGUUGAAAUUGGUGAACUAAUCGUCUAUAUCCCUUCCUUCUUCCUCUCUGUCUUCCUCGCUUUCCGUCAUGGAUUUGGCCGCAGUGCAGGAUGGUACUUCCUCAUAAUUUUCUGUCUCGCUAGAAUCAUCGGUCCCUGCAUGUCUCUCGCCGCCAUAUCAUCUCCCUCGGUAUCUCUCUACACUGGCGCACUUAUCCUGCAAACCAUCGGCUUAUCGCCUUUGCUACUCGCUACCCUGGGACUCUUAAGUCGCGUUUUAGACAGCAUCAAUCAAAAUACCCAUACACUCGUCCAACCUCGCAUGCUGAAACUCAUCGAGAUACUCACAUUGGUCGGGUUGAUACUUGGUAUUGUAGGUGGACUUAACGCAAGUGACACCUACACUUCAACUGGGAAAUGGGUUCCGGGAACGGAGAGCAAGGUUUCUAACAUCUUAUUUAUUGUCUCGUUUGUGGCUAUUAUAGCCACCACAAUCUUCACCAGUUUCUCAAUCUCACAGGCGGAAAAUGGAGAGAAGAGGAUUUUGCUUGGGAUUACUUUUGCGUUGCCAUUUCUCUUUGUUCGACUCUUGUAUUCUGUUCUCUCAACUUUCGUGUCACACUCUACAAACUUCAAUGCUCUCAAUGGAAGCGUCACAGUCUUGUUAUGUAUGGAUCUACUUGAGGAAUUGGUGAUCGUGGUUGUCUAUUUGGCAAUUGGCGUCACGUUGAAAGUUAAAUCCAAAGACGUGGUUGCAGAUGCAGAUCUGCAACGGCUUCCAGGGAGUUCGGAUAGUGAUGAGCCGCUUGGUCGACAAAAUCAACAGAGCCAGACACAACAACAGAAUCGAAAAGCAGGAGCGGGAAAUGCGGUGUUGAGGAUUGCGAAGAAGACGAUUAUCGGAAGGUUGGUGGUGGCAUUCAUACCGGAAAAGAAAGCAGAUGUUGAGAUGCAGCAUUAUGUUCAAAAGUAG